Molecule: messenger RNA, 465 nt
Organism: Komagataella phaffii GS115
Lineage: Eukaryota; Fungi; Ascomycota; Pichiomycetes; Pichiales; Pichiaceae
Exons: 1
Coding region: 1-465 (154 amino acids)
Biological process (GO): signal transduction
Cellular component (GO): Ragulator complex
Source: RefSeq, a predicted model, not a curated record
AUGCUACACUCUAGAAACAUAGCAAAGGUGCUACAGCAAGGAUUCAAGCCUUCUCAGCUGACGGACGAAUCUCCUCUUGCAGUUGCUCUCAUUACUAGAGAUGGAGAGCUUCUCUCUACAGCAAUGGAAAAGUCUAUUAUUUCAAACAGUCAAGUAGAAGGCGAUAGUUCUUUUUCCAAGUCUACGCUGUCGAAAAAUGAUUUAAAAAUCUACUCUUUGGUGGCUAUAAGGGAAUAUCAUUCGUAUCAAAAAACGCAGGCUGAAUCAGGCGGUAAGGUGGAGAAUUGGCAUGCUACAACUAUAGGGGAACGUCGGGUAUUGCUUUAUUCAAUCGAGAAUACAGAUCUACUAUUACUUUCAGUGACUAGAUUAUCAUAUCCUGGAGAUAUAGCACUUAUACGCAGUCAGAUCCUUUCUGAAACGCUUGCUGCUGGGUUGCAAGGAUUCAAGUUGACUGCCCAUUAA